Messenger RNA from Ochotona princeps (American pika), 4041 nucleotides. RefSeq names its product glutamate receptor ionotropic, NMDA 2B. Bases 7 to 4041 code for a protein of 1344 amino acids. Gene Ontology annotation, biological process: monoatomic ion transport; long-term synaptic potentiation; excitatory postsynaptic potential. The record is from RefSeq and is a predicted model, not a curated record. Gene Ontology annotation, cellular component: plasma membrane; NMDA selective glutamate receptor complex; postsynaptic density membrane. The transcript has 11 exons. Gene Ontology annotation, molecular function: NMDA glutamate receptor activity; transmitter-gated monoatomic ion channel activity involved in regulation of postsynaptic membrane potential. Lineage: Eukaryota; Metazoa; Chordata; Mammalia; Lagomorpha; Ochotonidae.
UCCUCCAUGUUCUUCCAGUUUGGGCCAUCCAUCGAACAACAAGCUUCUGUGAUGCUCAAUAUCAUGGAAGAGUACGACUGGUACAUCUUUUCUAUUGUUACCACUUAUUUCCCUGGUUACCAGGACUUUGUGAACAAGAUCCGCAGCACCAUCGAGAAUAGCUUUGUGGGCUGGGAGCUGGAGGAAGUCCUCCUACUUGACAUGUCCCUGGAUGAUGGAGAUUCAAAGAUCCAGAAUCAGCUCAAGAAACUCCAAAGUCCCAUCAUUCUUCUUUAUUGUACCAAGGAAGAAGCCACCUACAUCUUUGAAGUGGCAAACUCAGUCGGGCUGACAGGCUAUGGCUACACAUGGAUUGUGCCUAGCCUGGUGGCAGGGGAUACAGACACAGUGCCCUCGGAGUUCCCCACUGGGCUCAUCUCUGUAUCAUAUGACGAGUGGGACUAUGGUCUCCCUGCCAGAGUGAGAGAUGGAAUUGCCAUCAUCACCACUGCUGCUUCCGACAUGUUGUCUGAACACAGUUUCAUCCCCGAGCCCAAGAGCAGCUGCUACAACACCCAUGAGAAGAGAAUCUACCAGUCCAAUAUGCUCAACAGGUAUCUGAUCAAUGUCACUUUCGAAGGGAGAAACCUGUCCUUCAGUGAGGACGGCUACCAGAUGCAUCCCAAACUGGUGAUAAUCCUUCUGAACAAGGAGCGGAAAUGGGAGCGGGUGGGGAAGUGGAAAGACAAAUCCCUGCAAAUGAAGUACUAUGUGUGGCCCCGGAUGUGUCCAGAGACUGAAGAGCAGGAGGAUGACCACCUGAGUAUUGUGACUCUGGAGGAGGCACCAUUUGUCAUUGUAGAGAGUGUGGACCCUCUGAGCGGAACCUGCAUGAGGAACACCGUCCCCUGCCAAAAGCGUAUCAUCUCUGAGAACAAAACAGAUGAGGAGCCAGGCUAUAUCAAAAAGUGCUGCAAGGGGUUCUGCAUCGAUAUCCUUAAGAAAAUUUCAAAAUCUGUGAAGUUCACUUACGACCUUUACCUGGUAACCAACGGCAAACACGGCAAGAAAAUCAAUGGAACCUGGAAUGGUAUGAUUGGAGAGGUGGUCAUGAAGCGGGCCUACAUGGCGGUGGGAUCACUCACCAUCAAUGAAGAACGCUCAGAGGUGGUCGAUUUCUCUGUGCCCUUCAUAGAGACUGGCAUCAGUGUCAUGGUGUCACGCAGCAAUGGGACUGUGUCACCUUCUGCCUUCUUAGAGCCAUUCAGUGCUGACGUGUGGGUCAUGAUGUUUGUGAUGCUGCUGAUCGUCUCAGCUGUGGCUGUCUUUGUCUUUGAGUACUUCAGCCCUGUGGGUUAUAACAGGUGCCUCGCUGAUGGCAGAGAGCCAGGCGGCCCAUCUUUCACCAUUGGCAAAGCUAUUUGGUUACUCUGGGGUCUGGUGUUCAACAACUCCGUCCCCGUGCAGAACCCGAAGGGGACCACCUCCAAGAUCAUGGUGUCAGUGUGGGCCUUCUUUGCUGUCAUCUUCCUGGCCAGCUACACUGCCAACUUAGCUGCCUUCAUGAUCCAAGAGGAAUAUGUAGACCAGGUUUCUGGCUUGAGUGACAAAAAGUUCCAGAGACCUAAUGACUUCUCACCUCCUUUCCGCUUUGGGACAGUGCCUAAUGGCAGCACAGAGAGGAAUAUUCGCAACAACUAUGCGGAAAUGCACGCCUAUAUGGGAAAGUUCAACCAGAGAGGGGUGGAUGAUGCCUUGCUCUCCCUGAAAACAGGGAAACUGGAUGCCUUCAUCUAUGAUGCAGCAGUGCUGAACUACAUGGCAGGCAGAGAUGAAGGCUGUAAGCUGGUGACCAUUGGAAGUGGGAAGGUCUUUGCUUCAACUGGGUAUGGCAUUGCCAUCCAGAAAGAUUCUGGAUGGAAGCGCCAAGUGGACCUUGCGAUCCUGCAGCUCUUUGGAGAUGGGGAGAUGGAGGAACUGGAAGCUCUCUGGCUUACUGGCAUUUGCCACAAUGAAAAGAAUGAAGUUAUGAGCAGCCAGCUGGACAUCGACAACAUGGCAGGGGUGUUCUACAUGUUGGGGGCAGCCAUGGCUCUCAGCCUUAUCACCUUCAUCUGCGAACACCUUUUCUAUUGGCAGUUCAGACACUGCUUUAUGGGUGUCUGCUCUGGCAAGCCUGGCAUGGUCUUCUCCAUCAGCAGAGGUAUCUACAGCUGCAUCCACGGAGUGGCCAUUGAGGAGCGCCAGUCUGUGAUGAAUUCCCCCACGGCCACCAUGAACAACACGCACUCCAACAUCUUGCGCCUGCUCCGCACGGCCAAGAACAUGGCAAACCUGUCUGGUGUGAAUGGUUCACCUCAGAGCGCCCUGGAUUUUAUACGCCGCGAAUCAUCUGUCUAUGACAUCUCUGAGCACCGACGCAGCUUCACGCACUCUGACUGCAAGUCCUAUAACAACCCACCCUGUGAGGAGAACCUGUUCAGUGACUACAUCAGCGAGGUGGAGAGAACGUUCGGCAACCUGCAGCUGAAAGACAGCAACGUGUACCAAGAUCACUACCACCAUCACCACCGGCCACACAGCAUCGGCAGCGCCAGCUCCAUCGACGGGCUCUACGACUGUGACAACCCACCCUUCACUACCCAGCCCCGGUCCAUCAGCAAGAAGCCCCUGGACAUCGGGCUGCCGUCCUCUAAGCACAGCCAGCUCAGCGACCUAUAUGGAAAAUUUUCCUUCAAGAGUGACCGCUACAGUGGCCACGACGACCUGAUCCGCUCUGACGUCUCAGACAUCUCCACGCACACCGUCACCUACGGCAACAUUGAGGGCAACGCGGCCAAGAGGCGGAAGCAGCAAUACAAGGACAGCCUCAAGAAGAGACCGGCCUCCGCCAAGUCCCGGCGGGAGUUCGACGAGAUCGAGCUGGCUUACCGCCGCCGGCCGCCCCGCUCCCCUGACCACAAACGCUACUUCAGGGACAAGGAAGGGCUACGGGACUUCUACCUGGACCAGUUUCGCACCAAGGAGAACUCGCCUCACUGGGAGCACGUGGACCUGACCGAUAUCUACAAGGAGCGCAGCGAUGACUUCAAGCGUGACUCCAUCAGCGGAGGAGGGCCCUGCACCAACAGGUCGCACCUCAAGCACGGGCAGGGCGACAAACACGGUGGGGUCGGUGGGGUGCCGGCCCCCUGGGAGAAGAACCUGACCAACGUCGACUGGGAGGACCGGUCUGGGGGCAACUUCUGCCGAAGCUGCCCCUCCAAGUUGCACAACUACUCCACGACGGUGGCAGGUCAGAACUCAGGCAGGCAGGCGUGCAUCCGCUGUGAGGCUUGCAAGAAAGCUGGCAACCUGUACGACAUCAGCGAAGACAACUCCCUGCAGGAGCUGGACCAGCCGGCAGCCCCCGUGGCGGUGCCCUCCACCGCCUCCUCCACCAAGUACCCCCAGAGCCCGACCAAUUCCAAGGCUCAGAAGAAGAACCGGAACAAACUGCGCCGGCAGCACUCCUACGACACCUUCGUGGAUCUGCAGAAGGAGGAAGCCGCCCUGGCCCCACGCAGCGUGAGCCUAAAAGACAAGGGCCGAUUCCUCGAUGGGAGCCCCUACGCCCACAUGUUCGAGAUGCCAGCCGGUGACAGCACCUUUGCCAACAACAAGUCCUCAGUGCCCACCGCUGGACACCAUCACCACAGCAACAACCCCAGCGGCGGCUACAUGCUCAGCAAGUCACUCUACCCUGACCGGGUCACACAAAACCCUUUCAUCCCCACUUUUGGGGAUGACCAGUGCUUGCUCCAUGGCAGUAAAUCCUACUUCUUCAGGCAGCCCACGGGGGCGGGGGCAUCGAAAGCCAGGCCGGACUUCCGGGCCCUCGUCACCAACAAGCCGGUGGUCUCAGCCCUCCACGGGGCUGUGCCAGGCCGUUUCCAGAAGGACAUCUGUAUAGGGAACCAGUCCAACCCCUGUGUGCCUAACAACAAAAACCCCAGGGCUUUCAAUGGCUCCAGCAAUGGGCACGUUUAUGAGAAACUUUCUAGUAUUGAGUCUGAUGUCUGA